Messenger RNA from Oikopleura dioica, 756 nucleotides. Lineage: Eukaryota; Metazoa; Chordata; Appendicularia; Copelata; Oikopleuridae. The record is from the annotation of a GenBank genome assembly.
AUGCGGCGACUUAUUCUUUUUCUGUCAGCUGUGUCCGCUCGGGUAGCAAUUGAAGACGAAGUUUGCAUUGACCAAGAUCUUCAACAAGACUGCAUUGGAAUUUGCCGCGUUGACUACACUGCUUGCCGACUUCUUUGUGAGACUGAGUAUUGUCUAUCGAUUUGCUCCUCGAAUUUUGACAAAUGCAACAACGAUUGCCCUUGUGGAGAAAACUGUCCAAAUGGAUGCGAAUGCUGUGAAAAUCCGAUUUGCCCGACAACAGAGUCCAUUCAAACAACAGUUUCUGACGACAACGGCAUCUUCUAUCCAAUAAUCAAGGGCCGCGGAGUUUCUGAAGCCUUUUUGAAUGGAAUGUAUGUUCUUUGGCCAGUUGACACGCUGGGUGACGCUGUUCGAAUUGUAGAAAUGGAAAUUCUCGAAGGAGGAAUCAAAAGAGGCAAGAUUGAGGAUGUUAAAACAAAUGAGCAGUGGAGAAGAAUUUCUUGGCUAGCUCAAAACGGAGGAAAUAUGAUGGAGCGAGUUAUUGACGAAGGUGAUUUCUGGCGAUUUGUUCCUCAUCCUACUAUGCCGGAUACUUUUCAAAUCCAUUUGGAUACUGACUAUCACUAUGACAACAAUAUCAAUGACCGCAAUGUUCUUUCAAUUCUCUACAAUUCUUUCGCGAUGGAAGAUACGAUUUACGCUCCAAGAAUUUUUUACGAAGAAUCGGUCAACAUGGAAAAUGAAGAAUAUCUCUGGACAUUUGUUCGCCAAUAA